Messenger RNA from Ictalurus furcatus (blue catfish), 2757 nucleotides. RefSeq names its product zinc and ring finger 1 (gene znrf1). The record is from RefSeq and is a predicted model, not a curated record. The transcript is spliced from 5 exons. Bases 575 to 1264 code for a protein of 229 amino acids. NCBI's taxonomy places the organism in Eukaryota, Metazoa, Chordata, Actinopteri, Siluriformes, Ictaluridae.
ACGGCGGAGAGCUCGCGAAGCGCACCUGGACGUAAUCGCUGCCGGACGUGCACACACACUGAUACAGGCGCAUGUUGAGUGACAUACGCUUCCACAUGUCAUGGCCUAAUAUUCCGAGUUUAUUCGAAUUGAAAUGAACGAAAAGGGAGAAGAGAGCGUUCUCAGUGUGCUGCGGAUUCGUCCUCAGCGCCGCGAGCUUUGUCAUCGUUUCUGUCGUGAUUUUGUUCAGCCUGUCCUGUCAGUCACUUGACGAGGGCGUGCGUUGGUGUUUCCGCUCCGUUACAUCUCAGCUGGCCUUCCGUCUUUGUUUUAUUAACCGUGGAGGUGAAUUCUCCAUGACUCCAUGAUCCGACCGAGAAAACGGGCUCUCGCGUCUCCCGGACACAGCUGCUUCAGUCAGACUUGACAACCCGGAUUUUUUUUCUUCUUCAGUCUGAUUGUUUUGUCGGGGGUUGAUUGAGGAAGCGCGGAAGAAAAAUCCCCCUCAUUCGAGGGGCGACUCGACCCCUUUAAUUUCCGCCACAUCCCCACCCCUGGUCCCCACCCCCGUCUUUUCCCGGAGCCCCGUUUUCAUAUGGGGGGUAAGCAGAGUACGGCGGCCCGGCCGCGGCCCCCGUUUCCCGGCGUCUCUACAGACGACAGCGCGGUGCCGCCAUCGGCCCACUUCGGUCACUUCCGGACGGCAGGGACGAUGGGGCUCCGCAGCCGCUCGGUGAGCUCCGUGGCAGGUAUGGGCAUGGAGCAUAACGGCCCGGUGCCCUUCGGUUUUUACACCACCACCAGCGCAGCCACACAAGCCGCCCCGCCCAGAGCCACGGAGCCGGACCGGGCCGCGGCGGGACAGGGCUCCGGCUCGGGCUCGGACUCGGUACGCGCUCACGGCUACCGCGAGACAGGCGGGGAUGGGCGGCACACGGACGGCGUGCUGUACCUGGGCUCGCGGGGAUCACUGGCGGACACGCUGCCUCUGCACAUCGCGCCCCGCUGGUUCAGCGCACACAGCGGUUUCAAGUGUCCUGUUUGCUCCAAGUCAGUGGCGUCCAAUGAAAUGGAGGUUCACUUCAUCAUGUGUCUAAGUAAGCCCCGCCUCUCAUACAACGAUGACGUGCUGGCAAGAGACGCAGGCGAGUGUGUGAUCUGUCUGGAGGAGCUGCAACAGGGAGACACCAUCGCUAGACUUCCGUGCCUCUGCAUCUAUCACAAAAGCUGUAUAGACACAUGGUUUGAGAUCAACCGCUCCUGCCCAGAGCAUCCUUCUGACUGACCUCCAUUCCCUCAUACUACUGCUGAGAAAGGGCACUUUAUGGACCUGCACAUAGCUAUCUGGACACUGAUGUAACCAAAUAAAACAAUCAGUCCUAUUUAUUCGAUCAGAUUGGAUCAAACCUGCGGCGAUGGUGACGCGGAAACCAAAUAGAAGAACAGAACACACCGUCGAGUGUUAUUUUCACACGUAUCCCACAAUCCCCUUGCCUGCUCUACUAGCUAGCGACCGCGCUACCCGCUAACUGCCCCCAUUUUAGUGACCGAUGCUGGAUCUUUGUCCCCUGGAGUCUCAGGUCUUCGGAGUUCUCCUGCGUUCCUCUGAUGUACCUGUCCAACAGGAAGAUUGACAAAGGGCUCACAGCUGGAGGAGGGGCCAGGGCCAAACAAAACCAAUCAGAUGGCCGUGCCAAUUGUGGAAUAUGCUGAAUAGAUGGGUGUUGCUUGUGCUUCAUGUUGUCCUUAUUUGAAAAUGGGGGUGUGGCAUAGGGGCGGGGUUAGGUGUAGAGGCAUACCUGGAUUAUGGGGUUGGAAUUCACGUGGGUGUGUGUUCUAUGCGCCAAAGCAGGGUGUGUGUGUGUGUGUGUGUGUGUGUGUGUGUGAAGUUUACAUUUUGCUGUGCUAUGAACGUUUCAGUCUGAUUUGUGUGUGUGGGUGCGGGUGUGCAGGGGGUGGGGUUGGCAGCAUUGGGAAUUGAAAUUUCCCACUGAGUCACAUCGGAACGUUUACUGAUGUUUCAUUUACAUUUUCAAUUUACAAUGUCACUCCAAUUCCUCCCAUGAGUGUGUGUGUGUGUGUGCGUGUGCGUGUGUGUGUGUUUGUGUGCGUGUGUGUUUGUGUGCGUGCUUGCUCGUAGACAUCUGGAAAGCUGCUUAAUGUCUGGAUGUGGAACCACAGACAGACUGGUGUGAAACUGUUGCGAGAUACGAUCUUCCUCUCCUCUUUUUUUUUUCUUUACAAUCCUGUGAGAAAACUCUCACAAAAAUAAACUCUUGAAGCUCCUGGAUGCCUCUGCUGUAUAAAGAACAUCCGCUAUUAGAAAAAUGUGAGAAUUGUAAGAAAAAAAAAAUCCACAAGGGAAAUAUGAUGGACAGAAACAGCCUGAAAAGGACUGAAGGGUAAGAGGCGGGGCCAUGCAAACUGACCACUCAAAUGGCAGUCCUGAUCCCGCUGGUAUGAUGAGGUGGGCCUUGCUUGUACUUCGUGUUAUCUUCAUUGGGAAAUGGAGGUGUGGGGUGAGGAUGGAAAUGAUCGCAAAGCGAAUUGGAAAGCAGGAAAUGCGCACUUGGUGACGAUGGAGCGUCGUUAAGGGACGCUUUCAUUUCCUGCUUUCCAUCAUUUCAUUUUUUUUAUGGGUAAUACAUUUCUGAAGAUGUGAAUGGAUGCCUGUUUUUAGGAUGUACAAACUUAAUUGUCUGAUGACUUUGAUGUGCAGUCUGUGGGCUGAGUAAUACUGAUAAUGAUAUCUAUAAUUAAAAAAGACAAAAUAAUGGA